GCAGAAAUACACCAGCAAAAAUGCCAGACCAGAACAAGUACAACAGCAAGCUGAAGGACCAGCGUGUUCUCAUCAUUGGCGGCAGCGCGGGUAAGGAUCUCGAUCUAGCUGGCAAAGCUUCGCAGAUCUAACAAACCACAGGAAUUGGCUAUGGAGUUGCCGAAGCAUCAUUGGAGAAUGGAGCUCACGUUGUGAUCUCUUCUUCAAACGAGUCUAGAGUACAAGAAGCUGUUGCCAAGUUGCAGAAAGCAUACCCAUCAGCAGCCGAGCGUGUCAAGGGCUAUGCGGCCAACAUGGGCGACCAAGCCAGUCUUGAAUCGAAUGUCGAGGAGCUGUUCAAGAAGGUCGGCUCUAUCAACCAUGUCGUCUUCACAGCAGGAGAUUCUUUGGCUAUGAUGCCACUCGAGGAGGCCACCAUGGACAAGACCAUCCAAGCAGGUAUGGUCAGAUUCUUCGCCCCUCUGAUGGUAGCGAAGCAUGCUGCAAAGGUUCUCGACAAGAGCCCUGCCUCAUCCAUCACCCUCACCACUGGUAAUGUCAGUGAGAAGCCUAUCCCCAACUGGAGUGUCAUCAAUGGAUUCGCCACAGCUCUCCAAGGCACAACCAGAGGUCUUGCGCUAGACCUCAAGCCCAUCCGUGUCAACUUGGUCUCGCCUGGAGCCGUGGUUACCCCACUGUGGGACGGUAUCCCGGCGGAGCACAGAGAGCAGACUUUCAAGUCCUUUGAGAGUAAGAUGGCGACGGGCAAGAUGGGUCAGGUCGAAGACGUGGCUGAGGCAUUCUUGUAUGCAAUGAAGGACAAGAACUUGACGGGAAGCAUGAUCAGCACAAAUGGUGGCUCAAUGCUCAUGUGAGCAUGAGGGCUUUAAUCGCGUUCAGGCCCAAGUGUGAAGUCCUCAGCAUCAAUCAGUUGAGGACGCCAGACGAGGCGUGAAGAGAGUAGAAAAAGGGGGCAGUGGGGCAGCAGUGGAGAAAGCAAAGUUUUUGAAGUACAUAUCCGUAGCAGCCCAAGCGGCAACAUACGAAAUUCCACGACUUGUUGAUUGCAGCGAGCUAGAGAACAGUGGAUGGACUGUGCAG
Molecule: messenger RNA, 1080 nt
Organism: Aureobasidium pullulans EXF-150
Lineage: Eukaryota; Fungi; Ascomycota; Dothideomycetes; Dothideales; Saccotheciaceae
Product: NAD(P)-binding protein
Exons: 1
Coding region: 294-854 (186 amino acids)
Molecular function (GO): oxidoreductase activity
Source: RefSeq, a predicted model, not a curated record